Molecule: messenger RNA, 699 nt
Organism: Diatraea saccharalis (sugarcane borer)
Lineage: Eukaryota; Metazoa; Arthropoda; Insecta; Lepidoptera; Crambidae
Source: the annotation of a GenBank genome assembly
ACCCAAAACACACACACACACACACUUCCUUUUUUGUUUUUGUUAUUGCCAUGCAUUCGAUAAACGCUUCUUGAUUUGAUUUAUUUAAGUUUUAUACACUCUGGCUGGGUAUUCUUUUUUAUUUUGAUUUAUAGAGAUACAGCUGCGUGGCAGAAUGGAGAUAUGGAAAAACAGAUAGUAUCUAUACAGGAGGAGCUUCGUAAAGGAGACUAUCACUGGGAAGGAGACAAUGAUCUAAUAAAAGAAAGCAAUAAGCAUAAGCUAUUGCUCGAAUCAAUAGAUGAAUUAAAAGAGCAACUUCCACUUUUAAAAGAGAAAAUUAAAAACGCGAGAGUAUGCGGGCCAGAUUGCAGGCUCAAACAUGAUGAUCUUAACAUAAAUCUAGACAUCCUGACACCGGCUGAAUUACUACGCACUGUAAAAAGGUUUGAGAGAUUGAAGACAGACUUGAUAAGUACUCUCCGAAGCAAAGAAUGGCGCUUGGAUUCGGAAUCAAAGUUAUUCGUCCGCGUGAAUGACCAAAGAACAUAUCUGCAGAAUGAGCUUAUGAUUUGUCAGAAUAACAUAUUAAGAUUGCAGAUAAACGGUCCAUACUGGCAGCACAUUUCGCGAAAUAACGACGAGAGAGUGCUGGACCCAAAGCGAGGUCCCAUAAAGAAAAGCUUUGGGGAACGCUUGCCACCGAUUGCCACGCAAUGA